Suillus subaureus is the source of this 725-nucleotide messenger RNA. RefSeq lists its product as uncharacterized. NCBI's taxonomy places the organism in Eukaryota, Fungi, Basidiomycota, Agaricomycetes, Boletales, Suillaceae. The record is from RefSeq and is a predicted model, not a curated record. The transcript is spliced from 4 exons. Bases 196 to 564 code for a protein of 122 amino acids. Gene Ontology annotation, molecular function: RNA binding.
GCGAUAGAGACGCUAGAAACUCCAGGACUGAUCGGUUUGUCUGCACAUGUUGCUGCAGAACAUUUGAGACAAACAACGCCAAAUCAACUUCAACUGCUGUGGUGCGUCACAUUUGCGGCAACUUUUUCUAACUUUUUGCCUUUCUCUUAGGAUCAAUACGGGAACCAACUGCGCCCCCAGUUCACCCCUACUUAGAUGCAUACAAUGCACCAACACGCGCUACUGCUACAUCAGAAACCAGAGACUGGGAUACCGCCCCACCAUGCGGUCGUUCUCGUUCGAGAAGUCCUGAAGCCCACAGUAUCGCUUAAUGUAGUCCUCAAAAGCUCAGUUUGGGGGGCCUUUAGAUUAAGUAUUAGGACACAAGGGCAGGAUUUGGACGAGGAGUUCUCUUGCUUUGGAAGAGUUGAAAAAGUCACAAUCGUUUACGACCAGAGGUCCGACCGUUCUUGUGGUUUUGGCUUUAUCGGAAUGUCCAGUACUGAAGAAGCUACUCGCUACAUUCAGGAACUCAAUGGAAUCUUAUACCCUCCCUCCAUAUUACCGUCAUUCCGAUCGCGAUAAGGAUAGGGACCCCUACUACGAUCACGACAGCCGUGAUUGGCGUGAUCACCCCAACCCUCGUCGUUACUCACCUGAUUACAGGAGGCGCGGGAGCUACUCCAGGAGUCCUCCUAGGGGUAGUAGCUCUCGUAAGGAUUACGAUGGUCCUUCAGGGACCGGUG